AUGCUAUUUUUCGCUCGGGAUCGUGAGUAUGAUCUCAAAACUGUUCAGCCCGGCAGCACUAGUGUCUACGAGCGGAAGGUUGCUGUUGUCAACCGCGCGAUGUUGGAUCUAGGUAUGGGAAAGUAUCAGUGGAUGGUGUUUGGGCUAUCAGGGCUAGGAUGGUUUAUGGAUGUGUACUGGAAGCAGUCUAUCAAUCUCAUUGGGCCAUUUGUGAGAAUGGAGUUUGGGAUUCAGCAGAUUGCUUUCCUUAACGUAGCAAAGCAAGCUGGUUCUCUAAUCGGUGCAAUCUUCUGGCCUCUGACUUCGGACUACAUCGGCCGCCGGCCAGCUUUCAACAUCACCCUGGCCCUUAGUUGCGUGACCGCGCUCGUAGCAGCUGGCUCUCCUAGCUUUGCUGCCAUUGCUAUUCUAGCUGGUGUGAUCGGUUUCGCGAUAGGCGGGAAUCAAUAUGUGGACAGCACGAUAUUCAUAGAAUUCGUUCCGGCAUCGCACCAGUUCCUUUUACCUAUGGCUACGGUCUUCGCAACCCUGGCUCAACUAAUGUCAGUCUUGAUUGCUUGGCCGCUGGUAACAAAUUACUCAUGCACUCCCCGGCUCGUAGCAGCACACCAAUGCAACUUCAUGAAUAACUUAGGAUGGCGCUACUACCUCUGGACGGGCGGCGGGCUCUCUAUCCCUAUGGUCAUCGCCCGCUAUCUCUUCCACCUCCUCGAAACGCCCAAAUAUCUCCUCGGCCGCUCUCGCGACGCCGCCGCCGUCUCCGUCGUCCAAACAAUUGCCUCCACAAACCGCAACGCAACCUGGCUAACCCUCGACUCCCUCCGCGCCAUCGACGCCGAGCUCUACAACACUACUACCCCCAGAAAUACCUCCCCAACCACGCCCACAUCCUCAACACGAACCCUAAAACACCGCCUAUCCCCCCACAAACUCCCCGCCCUCUUCUGCACACCAAAAAUGGCCCUCUCCACCACCCUCGUCCUCUUCAUCUGGUCCACCGUCGGCUUCGGCUACACCCUCUUCAACUCGUUCCUCCCCUUCUACCUGCAAUCCCAAUCCUCCCACCCCUUAUCCACCCAAACCCUCUUCCGCACCCUCGCCAUCCAAGCCGCCUGCGGCAUCCCGGGCUCCGUGCUCGCGGGCUACGCCGCCGAACUCCCCCGCUUCGGCCGCAAAGGCACGGGCUGCGUCGCGUGUCUCGGCAGCGCCGUCUUCCUGUUCCUGUUCACGCGCGCGCAGUCGGACGAGGCGGUGCUGGGGUACAGCUGCGCUGUCGCGUUUUGCAUCGCGGUCGCGCAUGGGCUGCUGUAUGGGUACACGUCGGAGCUGUUCCCGGCGCCGAUCCGGGGCACCGGGCAGGGGGUUGUGGGGCUGGCGAGCGAGGCCGCGAGUUUGGGGGCGGCGCUGGUGGCGGCGUGGGUGGGCUUGGGGGAGCGGAGUGUGUGGGUCGCGGCGGGGUGUUUGACCGGGGCCGGGUGUGCGUUUUUGGGGAUGCCGUACGAGAUGAGGGGAAGGGCGGCGGCGUAG
Messenger RNA from Mytilinidion resinicola, 1527 nucleotides. Its product is annotated as MFS general substrate transporter. Gene Ontology annotation, molecular function: transmembrane transporter activity. The transcript is spliced from 5 exons. Bases 1 to 1527 code for a protein of 508 amino acids. Gene Ontology annotation, biological process: transmembrane transport. NCBI's taxonomy places the organism in Eukaryota, Fungi, Ascomycota, Dothideomycetes, Mytilinidiales, Mytilinidiaceae. The record is from RefSeq and is a predicted model, not a curated record.